GCUUCAGUCUGCUGGCCUCCGGAAUGGGCAGAUAUCACCAGCCCACAUUUAACCACUGAUUUAUUGCGCGCACUCCACCGAGAGUCUGUGUUUUUGCACGUCGUCUACACGAUGCCAUGCGGAGGUAAGGUGAUGGAAGAGGCCAGCGGGAGAGUUUCAGAGCUGAUUCCAGUGGUGCUAUUUCCGCGGCUGCCAGGCUUCGUCCCAUCCUCUGUUCAGUAACAGCGCCCAUUCUCAUCCCGAAUCACCAUGAAGCCAGUCCACGAGCGCAACCAGGAGUGCCUCCCUCCCAAGAAGCGGGACCUCCCUGUUAACAACAACAACAACAACACCUCUACCUACAACCAUAACAGCAGUAGCAUCAGCAGCAGCAUUGGGAGUGCAGGGGGAGGAGGUGAGGAUGCCCCAUCUUCACAAUGCUCUGGUGUGAGUGGAGAAGGUAGUGGCGAAUGGGUGCGAGCCCAGCCGAGCGUGCAUUAUGGGAUGGAUGGUGGUGAGGGUCUCGUUGGGCUUCCUGUGGAUCAGUAUAGCAUGCUUUAUAAAGUAGCUCUGCCCACUGGUACCUACUCAACCACCAAUCUGCACCCCAUUCUUAGCCACAUUUCUCCUGCCUACACCGUUCCCUCCCAGGUGUUACAGCACACGAGCGUUCCCUACCCUCCGCUCUGCUACGCCCAGAUCCCUCACUCCUCAUUGCAGUUUGUUAGCUCUCCCUACGGAGCUGCGGUUCCCUACGCCGUGCCUCCGGGAUUCGUUCCCAGCCCUUUGAUACCAUCUCAGUCCGCUAUUUCCCAGCCGCACUCUGUUUCCCACCUGGUUCCGUAUCAGUCAGUCAUUCAGGAAGGAGUUGGCUCUCCGCAGCAGCAGAUCUCGACCCAUGCCUACACCAAAAUGGGAGUUCCUCUGGUGCUCCCUUCUGAGCAAACGGCGACACAAGCGCCGCUCGGCACUGUAGGGAUGCUGCCUGCCAGGGAGCUCAGCCCGAGAGCUGUGUACUAUCACCCCACCGUUAGGGGCGUCCAACCGCAAAGAGACCUGCACAGCAGCUCCAUGGAGCAGGAGAGAGAGGUGAAUGGAGGGGACAGAGAGCACGGAGGCAGGGAGAGCCAUCAAGAUGCAGUUUUUUCGGCCAGAAGUGCACGGCUGCUGCAGGCCACUGCGGCCGAGCCCCAGCAAGACAAGAGCUUGAAAAGCCGCAGGCUGGAGGGCAGAAUGUCGCCAAGACAGAGCAGCACACCGGACACUGAUCUCGAGGUCCAGCAGGUGGUCGGACGAUUUGCCUCUCCUGUCCACGGCACAAGUCGCAAGGAAGCAGCGCAUGUCCCUCUGAACCUGUCUCAAAGCUCUCAGAGGGGUCGAGAGACUCAGGGCGAAGUCAGAACACCUUAUGCAUCAAAUCCAGCUGAAUCUAGAGCACAUCAGCAGCAGAUUGUUCAACAAAGCCAUGCCGUUAUCCUGGCCAAUGGGCAGCCUGUUCUUGUGCCUCUCGACUACCAUCACCACCCACAGCAGCAGCAGCAUUUUCAACCCAACGAUGUGGCCUCGGCAGCAAUCGCUGCUUCUCCUGCUGCAUAUAAUAAAGCCAUGGAUGCAGUAGCAUGUCUCCCAGAGCGGGCGGUGGUGGAGCUGCCUUCCCAACAGGGGCAACAGCCCUCCCAGCAGCCUCCUGGUACUUUCCCACAGGCUCCUCUGCUGGCACCCUCCGGCCCGUCGCACUUCAUGAAGGGCGCCAUCAUCCAGUUGGCUACUGGAGAGCUCAAGCGCGUAGAAGAUCUGCAGACUCAGGACUUCGUGCGGAGCGCAGAAGUGAGCGGCGGGCUGAAGAUCGACUCAAGCAUGGUAGUGGACAUCCGCGCUAGUCAACAGCGACCCGGUCUAGUGGCGCUGCAUUUCAACGUGGGGGAGCAGCAGAGCAAAGUGACUAUAGAUGUUCCCCCCGAACACCCGUUGUUAAAAUAA
Molecule: messenger RNA, 1959 nt
Organism: Sinocyclocheilus grahami
Lineage: Eukaryota; Metazoa; Chordata; Actinopteri; Cypriniformes; Cyprinidae
Product: ataxin-1-like
Exons: 3
Coding region: 250-1959 (569 amino acids)
Biological process (GO): anatomical structure development; regulation of DNA-templated transcription
Cellular component (GO): nucleus
Molecular function (GO): protein binding; RNA binding
Source: RefSeq, a predicted model, not a curated record